UGCUACAUCUGAACAGUGUUUCUGGCUGAACGUCAGUUCUUGGCCUCUAAUAAUCAGAGGUGGAGCUUCCUGCUGGAAGAUACACAGCCCGUGUCCUCACUUUGUCCUUACCUACUGGACCCUGCUGUUCCUCCACCCUCUGGGGCAAGCAAUCACAGCCACCACCCCCCUCUCCUGCUUCUCAGACAGCUGCUGUGAUUUGAAUAACCAAGCAGGUUGUUGGAUGUCCGGUGGUGACUGAUUUGCCUGGCAAACAGACCCCUCAGGUCCUUGGCCCAGCUGCUACUUUGAGAAGACAGCCUUCCUGGAGUCUCUUUUUCUUUUCCCCACAUGCAGCAGCUAGCUAGGCUUUAAUCUUGCCCUUGCUUGACCUUCUGGGGGGUCCCAGCACUUGGCUGCCCCUGGUGGCUGGAGAGUGCCCUCAGGAACCUGGUGUAGGAGAAGGGGGAGGAAUGGUAGGUCCCAUCUGAGGCAGAGGUAACUAGAGCCAGCUAAGUCCCUGGGCUUGUCACAAAAUUUGCAUGGAGAGAAUGCAGGUCCUCUGUGGCUCCCCCUUCCCUUCCCUCUUCCCUCCUAGUCAUCCUGGGGCUGAGGUGUGACCGCAGGUGGAGGAGGCAGUCGUGCGUGGAGUGCCAUCUCACCAUUCCGGGAGGUGAUGCCCCGUGUCUUCCUGGUCAGGAGUCGGCGUCCACAGCCAUCCAACUGGGGCCACUUGCCUGACCAGCUCCGGGGAGAUGCCUAUGUCCCAGACUGCAGCAACCAGCGGGGCCCAUCAGCACACCAGUCUUCUGGCCUUGGGGACUCUUGGGCAGCGCCUAUGCAGGGCAGUCUGGCCUCCACUCCCAGGGGCCCUGGGACACUUGGCUGCCCACUCUGCCCCAAGGCCUUCCCUUUGCAGCGCAUGCUGACACGGCACCUCAAGUGCCACAGCCCUGCACGCCGCCACGUGUGCCGCUGCUGUGGCAAGGGCUUUCAUGAUGCCUUCGACCUCAAGCGCCACAUGAGGACUCACACUGGGAUCCGGCCAUUCCGCUGUGGAGCUUGCGGGAAAGCAUUUACUCAGCGCUGCUCACUUGAAGCUCAUCUUGCUAAGGUGCACGGGCAGCCAGCCAGCUACGCUUAUCGUGAGCGCCGGGAGAAGCUGCAUGUGUGUGAGGACUGUGGCUUCACAUGCUCGCGGCCUGACACCUAUGUGCAGCACCGUGCCCUGCACUGUGUUGAGACUGUGCACCCACACAACACAUGAGAGGCAAAUAAAUGCAGGAAAUGCACGCACAGAACACAGUAUUUAUUACACGUGGGAAAGGAUGAUUCACUCCGUCCAGCGGUGGCCACAGUGUGGGGCCGUGCACACAUAGUACAAGCGCAUGGCGUCCUGGCAGAAAGGUUGUCCAGUUAGGAAGGGUACAACAUGGAACCUCCAUCCAGCAGAGCCUCACCCCAAGAUAACAGGCAAAGGGGCUUUCCCCAUUGGUAAUGGUCCAGCUCAGUACGCCAGGAAGGGCAGGGUUCCCCCAAAUGUUGGUAUCCCCACCCCCGGUAAGGACCAAGCCUGGGAUACCCAGAAAGCCUUCCUCCUGCCACUCACCUCGGCACGGGCACUAUGUGACUGGAAGAACACCGCCUCCUUGUGGCCACACCUGAGAGGGCAGUCAGCCACUCAGCCUACCAUCCCCUUCCCUCCUCCCUUCACCCGGUGAGGACGAGCCACUCUCCAUCCCCAAUAUGAACGGCGCGCUCACUUUUGGCACGGGUGGUCCUCGGUCCGCGGCAACGUGGGGUCCUGGGACACGUCAGCGAUGAUCUGGGUCAGUUCGCUGAGGGAACAGAGGGCGAAUAAUCAUGCCCAGACCAGGUCUCUCAAGCCAACAACCCCUUCCCCAGGCUCUGAGUCCUGCCACUCACUCCACUUCGUGCGUGAUUUUGUUGACGUAGAUGCAGCUGUUGUCGGCUUCCUGCUGGUAAUCACAAUUCCGGCACUACGAAAGGGCAAGGGUUGCGGGAAAGGGGUUGCGGGAAAGGGCUUACGGGGAGGUCUCGGAAGGGAUUGGAAGGGAAGGCUGGGUUUUCCCCAGAGGUCAGGAAUGACUACAGCAUGGAGUUUCGAAGCUGGUAUAAUGGGGUAUACCGAGAAUCACCUCGGGGAUGGACAAGACAGUGGGGGUUCACUCGUGGGACAGUCAGGAGGCAAGACCAAAACACGUAAGGGGCGUAAAAAGAGUAAGGGUCAUGUGGAGUAAGAUGGGGUCACACUGGGAACAGGUGGAUCCCUCUGGAAAGACCCCGGCGCUCCGUGGGCUCGUGCUCACCGCGUAGAGCAGAAUGCGGUUCUCCUUGUCCUCCUUGGGGUAAAGCAUGUUGUUACUGUGGGGAGGGAGGAGACAGAGGUCAGUCCUGGGGCCACUACUUGCCCCCCUUACACACUCGCAGCCCCGGCCUCACCAUUCCUGGCAGAAUCGAAUACCCACGAAACCCGGCUCAUAGGUCCCGUCCGGUUCCAUAGCUACGCACCGCCCGCC
Molecule: messenger RNA, 2519 nt
Organism: Acinonyx jubatus (cheetah)
Lineage: Eukaryota; Metazoa; Chordata; Mammalia; Carnivora; Felidae
Gene: OVOL3
Product: ovo like zinc finger 3
Exons: 4
Coding region: 656-1246 (196 amino acids)
Biological process (GO): regulation of transcription by RNA polymerase II; epidermal cell differentiation
Cellular component (GO): nucleus
Molecular function (GO): RNA polymerase II cis-regulatory region sequence-specific DNA binding; DNA-binding transcription factor activity, RNA polymerase II-specific
Source: RefSeq, a predicted model, not a curated record